AUGGCUACUCCGAAGGAGCCUGUCGGUAUAGCUAUGACCAAAUUCCAUCAGGCUCAAGGGUCAUCGGGGCGGUCAGUCGGUCACGCCCGAACACCAUCCUCGGAUAUGAGAGAUGCUGGACACGCUGGGUCCGAGGGGGACGAGGAUGAGGAGGACGUCGAUGCUUUCAUAGCAGCUCAUGACUCAUCUCAGGAUGCUACAGGAGGUCGAUACCUCCGACCCCGCCUGUUCGCCUCAUUCCUCAUCUUUGGGCUACUCAACAAUGUCCUGUACGUGAUCAUCCUCUCAGCGGCCCUGGAUCUAGUCGGCGCCGACACGCCCAAAGGCGUCGUGGCAUUCUUCAACAUCUUCCCGGCCUUACUCGCCAAAGUCGGCUGGCCUCUAAUAUCAAACGGGAAGAUCCGAUAUGGUCGACGCGUCGCAUUCUGCACGACCGUCAGCUGGCUAGGUAUCGUCACUAUAGCGUUUUCCCAGACCGUUCCUCCUCGACUCUUCGGGAUCGCCCUUGCCUCGCUCUCUUCGGGACUGGGCGAACUCAGCUUCCUGCAAAUGACGACCACGUACCCGUCGCGCGCGGCUUCGCAGACCGCCCUGGGCGCCUGGUCGACUGGUACCGGCGCCGCAGGGAUCGCGGGUGCGGGGCUAUGGUGGCUACUGAGGGGUCUGGGCGUGAAAGGCGGGCUUGGGAUCUCAAGCUUCUUACCCCUCUUCUUCCCCUUCACCUACAUCUUCCUCCUCCCGGCCCAGAAGCACUUCCACGAAUCGACAAACGCGUAUCAGCCUCUCGCUACAGACAGUACCGCGCAGGAAGUCUAUCGAGAAGACCCGGCCGCUAAUCGAGAUCCUGAUGAAGACGGCCUCUACCCUAAGACGCAGUCCGCGCCGCUGCGACUGAUGACGACCGAGAAGCUCGCCCUUAUUCGCAGUCUCUUCGUGCCGUUCAUGCUACCUCUUGGGCUGGUAUAUACCGCCGAAUACAUGAUCAAUUCGGGAGUAGCGCCGACUUUGGUCUUUCCGGUACCUACCGCUGGAAUCUGGUCCACCGUCUUCAAGUCGCCGAGGGACUACUACCCAUUCUGGUCUUUGACAUACCAGACCUUCGUCUUCAUCUCCCGCGCCUCCCUCUCCCUCGGCCUCCCGCCGCUGCCCCUCCGCCUCCUCCCCCUUCCCACAAUCAUCCAGACCCUCAACCUCUUCCUCCUUUCCUUGCAAGCAUCUCGCUUCAUCCUCUCCUCUGCUCCUCCUUCUCCAUCAACACCAACGUCCAUAUCCGCCGAAUCAAGCGGGGAGUCAGGGACAAUCACGCGGGUCUUCCUCCUGAUCUGCCUGGAAGGGCUAUGUGGGGGCGCGGCGUAUGUGAAUGCUUUUUACCAUGUUGGGAGGAUGGGGCAGGACGAGGCGGCGGAAGGAGGAGAGGGCGAGGAGAAGAGGAAGAUGGAGAGGGAGUUUAGGAUAGGUGCGACAGGAGGAGCGGAUUCUUGUGGUAUACUGUUCGCCAGUCUACUGUCGAUGCCGUUGGAGACUAGCCUGUGUGCUGCUCAGAUUGAAAGAGGACGAACAUUGUGCCGGGAUCUGUGA
Molecule: messenger RNA, 1578 nt
Organism: Dioszegia hungarica
Lineage: Eukaryota; Fungi; Basidiomycota; Tremellomycetes; Tremellales; Bulleribasidiaceae
Product: putative basic amino acid transporter
Exons: 8
Coding region: 1-1578 (525 amino acids)
Biological process (GO): regulation of intracellular pH
Cellular component (GO): membrane; vacuole
Source: RefSeq, a predicted model, not a curated record